AUGUCGACCUCCGCUACACAACCCGUUAUAACAUCGUCGACGUCAGAAGCGCAGAAGCUCACGAUCAGGGUCGGCACGCGCAAGUCAAAACUAGCCCUGAAGCAAGCCGAUUAUGUCGCCACCUCUCUGAAGCAAUUACACCCGACGGUCAAUUUUGAGAUCAAGGGAAUGCACUCGACAGCAGACAAGGACAAAAUAACAGCAUUGUACAAGUUCGGUGGCAAGGGACUAUGGACGAACGAGCUAGAAGCAGAACUUGUGGCAGGGGAGCUCGAUAUCAUUGUACACUCUCUAAAAGAUAUGCCGACGACGCUACCAGAGGGGCUCAUUCUGGCCUGCGUAACACCCCGAGAGGACCCACGUGAUGUUGUUGUCGUCAAGAAAGGACUGGAAGAUAAAUACAAGAAACUUGCAGACCUACCAGCGGGUGCCGUAGUUGGAACCAGUAGCGUUAGACGCAUGGCGCAAAUUAAGCGACGGUACCCGCAUUUGGAGUUCAAGGACAUGCGCGGGAACAUCGACACUCGGCUUCAGAAGCUCGACGCUGAAGACAGCGGGUUCUCGGUGCUGAUCCUAGCCGCUGCAGGCUUGCACCGGAUGGGUCUGGACGGGCGCAUCACACAAUACCUCGAUAGCACUACAGAGGGCGGCGGUAUGCUACAUGCCGUUGGCCAAGGAGGCCUGGGCAUCGAGGCACGAGCAGACGACCAGAAGACGCUCAGCUUACUAAAACCCCUCGAGGACGUCAAGGCCAUGCUAGCGGCAGAGUCAGAAAGAAGUGUCAUGAGAACGCUAGAAGGCGGUUGUAGUAUUCCCAUCGGCGUAGAGACAAAAUGGGUAGGAGACAAUACGCUGAGAUUAACAGGGACAGUUGUCAACGUCGAAGGCACAGAAGCCGCCGACGCUGAGAAGGUCGAAGAGAUCAAGACGCGGGAGGAGGCCAUUGCGUUCGGCAAGAAAGUAGCCCAACAGCUGACGGAUAACGGCGCGCAAAAGAUCUUAGAUGUGAUAAAUGAGGAUCGAGAGGCCAAUAAAGAUAAGGCGGAACCGUGGGUACCGGCGUAG
Molecule: messenger RNA, 1065 nt
Organism: Daldinia childiae
Lineage: Eukaryota; Fungi; Ascomycota; Sordariomycetes; Xylariales; Hypoxylaceae
Product: Porphobilinogen deaminase
Exons: 1
Coding region: 1-1065 (354 amino acids)
Biological process (GO): heme biosynthetic process
Cellular component (GO): cytoplasm
Molecular function (GO): hydroxymethylbilane synthase activity
Source: RefSeq, a predicted model, not a curated record